This is a messenger RNA of Neltuma alba, 2790 nucleotides long. RefSeq names its product boron transporter 1. The transcript is spliced from 12 exons. The coding region runs from base 332 to 2503 and encodes 723 amino acids. The record is from RefSeq and is a predicted model, not a curated record. Gene Ontology annotation, biological process: monoatomic anion transport; transmembrane transport; monoatomic ion homeostasis. Gene Ontology annotation, molecular function: solute:inorganic anion antiporter activity. Lineage: Eukaryota; Viridiplantae; Streptophyta; Magnoliopsida; Fabales; Fabaceae. Gene Ontology annotation, cellular component: plasma membrane.
UGCUUCUGCCCUAGCUAGCUUCUUCCUGUACCCGCGGCAUCCAAUCUUCCAUUCCCAUAUGCUUCUUGGAGCCACACUGCAUCUUUCAAACUCCUUUCUUUUCUUUAAUUUACCUCCUUAUUCCGCAGUCACCCUUCAUCGCUUCACUUGUUAAUCGACUCUAGUCUAAAACAAAUAGUAACAAGCCCAUCAUGUAAAUUACUUGGUUGCUAUCUGAUCACCGAUUAUUCCAAUGGCAGCAAAGUAGUUGACUUUCUGCAGAAACUCCCCAGAUUGAUUUCCUCGGAGCGUCAGUUCAUCCUCUGAUAGCUCAUUCAACAAGACCACAGCCAUGGAAGAAACAUUCGUACCUUUCGAAGGAAUCAAGAAUGACCUCAGAGGAAGGCUAAUGUGCUACAAGCAAGACUGGACUGGCGGAUUCAGAGCAGGCUUAAGGAUUUUGGCCCCCACCACCUACAUAUUUUUUGCUUCUGCGAUUCCUGUCAUUUCAUUUGGUGAACAAUUGGAGCGAAACACUGAUGGAGUUCUGACAGCUGUUCAGACCUUGGCAUCCACUUCAGUUUGUGGCAUUAUACACUCGAUAUUGGGGGGUCAACCUUUACUGAUUCUAGGAGUUGCAGAGCCUACUGUGAUCAUGUACACAUUCAUGUUCAACUUUGCUAAAGAGAGACCAGAUUUGGGCCGCAAUCUGUUUCUAGCAUGGAGUGGAUGGGUAUGUGUAUGGACAGCAUUGCUGCUGUUCUUAAUGUCCAUCUUGGGGGCUUGCUCUAUAAUCAAUAGAUUUACCCGAAUUGCAGGGGAGCUAUUUGGCCUGCUCAUUGCCAUGCUCUUCAUGCAACAAGCUAUCAAAGGACUAGUAGAUGAGUUUCGCAUACCACAGCGAGAAAAUCCAAAAUCAAUAGAGUUUAUACCUUCAUGGAGGUUCGCUAAUGGGAUGUUUGCUUUAGUGCUUUCGUUUGGCCUUCUCUUCACUGCGCUAAGAAGCAGAAAGGCUAGGUCAUGGCGUUAUGGUUCUGGUUGGAUUCGCAGCCUAUUAGCAGACUAUGGGGUGCCACUUAUGGUACUUGUCUGGACAGGGGUCUCGUACAUACCAGCUGGCAAUGUUCCACAUGGUAUCCCAAGGCGCCUCUUCAGCCCAAAUCCAUGGUCACCUGGUGCUUAUGAAAACUGGACUGUUGUUAAGGACAUGAUCCACGUUCCUAUUUUCUACAUCAUUGGAGCAUUUAUUCCGGCAACCAUGAUUGCUGUACUUUAUUACUUUGAUCAUAGUGUGGCAUCUCAACUUUCCCAACAGAAAGAGUUUAAUUUGAGAAAGCCAUCUUCUUACCAUUACGACUUGCUCCUGUUGGGGUUUCUGACCUUAAUGUGUGGCCUCAUUGGGAUCCCUCCCUCAAAUGGUGUCAUACCGCAGUCACCAAUGCAUACCAAGAGUCUGGCUACUCUUAAACAUCAGUUACUUCGCAACAGACUAGUUUCAACAGCACGUAAGAGUAUUGGGAAGAAUGCUAGUUUAGGACAAUUAUAUGGCAAUAUGCAAGAAGCCUAUCAUCAAAUGCAGACACCUCUAGUUUAUCAAGACCCCUCAGCUGGAGUACCAGGGCUAAAAGAAUUAAAAGAUUCAACCAUCCAAGCAGCUACAAGCAUGGGAAGUAUAGAUGCCCCAGUGGAUGAGACAAUUUUUGAUGUUGAAAAAGAAAUAGACGACCUAUUGCCCGUUGAAGUGAAGGAACAACGUCUUAGUAACUUGCUUCAAUCGACAAUGGUGGGAGCAUGUGUUGCAGCCAUGCCUUUCCUCAAGAAGAUACCAACCUCAGUCCUUUGGGGCUACUUUGCCUUCAUGGCUAUUGAGAGUCUUCCCGGUAACCAGUUCUGGGAGAGGAUCCUGCUUCUCUUCACUGCACCCAGCAGAAGAUUCAAAGUGCUUGAGGAUUACCAUGCUGCUUUUGUGGAAACUGUGCCUUUCAAGACAAUUGCAACAUUCACCAUUUUCCAGACUGUUUAUCUGCUAAUAUGUUUUGGACUAACAUGGGUUCCUAUCGCUGGCGUCAUGUUUCCUAUGAUGAUCAUGUUGCUAAUUCCAGUAAGGCAAUAUUUCCUCCCCAGAUUCUUCAAGGGAGCUCAUCUUCAAGAAUUGGAUGCAGCAGCGUACGAGGAGCAACCUGCUUUACCAUACAAUCUUGCAGCUCAAUCAGAAUUUGGUGGAGGUGCUUCUGGGAUUGGUGAAGGUGAAAUCCUAGAUGAUGUUAUCACCAGAAGCCGCGGGGAAUUUAGGCACACAAGCAGCCCUAAGAUAACAAGUUCCACACCCACACCAAAUAAAGAUCUGAUAAUGCAUCAGAGCCCAAGUCUAUCAUUCAAUUCUCGCAUGGGUGAGGUUACGACUGAGUAUAGCCCUCGAUCCGGUGCAAGAGGUCCUUACAGUCCAAAGAGCAGAGAAAUGAAACAAUCAACCCUGGGAAAAAGCCCUCUCAACCCAGAAUCAAAACAGCAGGAGAGGCACUAAAGGGGAAGUGAAGAUUUCACAGCUCUGAUCCCCCCACUUAAGACACUUCAGAAGGCUUAUUUGCUGCUUCUUUUCCAUUUUAGUUUGUUGUUUUGCGUGGAAUGGUUGUAACUCGUAAAGUCUUUUCCAUAUGGAUCCCCCACCAUAUGAAACAGACUCGAGGAGAUUUGUAAACUAAGUGUGAUGCUUUCUUAUGACAUCUAUAUAUACUAAUGGUUGUAAUUCUAUCUGUGCAAUUGUAUAUCAUCAGAUGUUUAUUUUAAUAGAUUCCGUAUUGUUGAGCCUCA